This is a messenger RNA of Priceomyces carsonii, 2523 nucleotides long. RefSeq lists its product as uncharacterized. Gene Ontology annotation, cellular component: kinetochore. The record is from RefSeq and is a predicted model, not a curated record. Bases 1 to 2523 code for a protein of 840 amino acids. The transcript has a single exon. Gene Ontology annotation, biological process: mitotic spindle assembly checkpoint signaling; protein localization to kinetochore; mitotic sister chromatid biorientation. NCBI's taxonomy places the organism in Eukaryota, Fungi, Ascomycota, Pichiomycetes, Serinales, Debaryomycetaceae.
AUGAGUGAUAGUACAGAGAAUAUUUUACACCCUAUGGACAAACGUGAGAUCGGAAGACAGCCAUCAAAGAGCAUUCUAAAGGAUAAUACUCUUCCGCUUUUGACUAGCAAAAGACGAGUAUCGUUUGCACCUGAAGUUACCUUGCAUAAGUUUGAUUUUAUCCCUUCUUCAGGAAAAAGAAGAAAGACAAUAGGUUUUGCGUCUGAAUCAGAUGCCUAUGAAGAUCUCGAAACUUCUGACUCUGCAGAAAGAGGAAUUGAAGUUCUAGAAGACAGCUCUGAAGAUGACGAUAAUGAUGACAUGUACGCUGAUGUUGAAGAGAUAAUAUCUGGAAUGAGUGUUUUAAAAGGAAAUCAAAACCAAGACCAUAAAGCUGGUACUGACGAAGAGCAAACAAUGGAGCUAACUGAUCAGUUGCCAAAUCUAAGACCUUAUUCUCAAAGUGGUUUGGAUGACGAAGUUGACAUGGAAAUAACAGCCGCUCAAAAACCCCUACCUUUGAAUGACGUCAACGAAGCAAAUUUUGAGGUUGAAAUGGAUCUAACAAAUCCUCAAAACGCUUCUAGCAAGACAAUUGUAUAUCCAUCUCAUCCAAAGUUUGAGGACGUCGGUUCCAUACAAAAAUUUAUUAAAAGCGUAGAGGCAGAGGAUGGCGUGAUCGACCUGGAACCAGGGUUGAUAUCGCCGGAUAAGAAUGACUUGAUGGAACCAAUUGAAGAAAAGGAAAUCACAAUGGACUUGACGCAAGUGAAAGGUACUAUAAUAGAUACAGGUCUAUGCAACGAUAUCAAAGUAUCUGAAGAGAUAGGAAAUAAAGAGAACAUAAGAACUGAGUCUAGCGAUGAUUAUAGUGCUUUGCAAAAGCUGGAGAUCAAAUCGGUGAGCUCUAAUACUAACUAUUGUAGGGAGCAAAUCAGAGAUCAAGAUUCGCUUUUUGAAGCGCCAGAGGUAGUACAUUCGGAAGUAUCACUCCCAUUGAUGGAUGUAACGAACAGGACCCAAACUAAACCUUUGAAUUUGAAUUUAAAGCUAAGCGCCAGGACAUCAACUGAGCAUAAAAAGAGUGAUAAAAUAGAGACGGAAAACAUAGACAAUAAGGAAGAUAUAGUAGAUGAGGACAGCAACUACGAACCUGUCAAGUUGAAUGAUUUUAUGAGUGAUAUUGGCAUUAAAUUCUAUGAUGAUUUGGAUAUCGAUAUCGGAACCAUGAGUAGACUUAGCAUUUCAGCUGAUCAAAAAACUUCUUUCGAAUUGAGUGAUUAUACUGUUGCAUUACCACGUCUUCAUCUCUUGUCACUAUACGAAUUUAGCUGUGAAGAGCUAAGCAAGAAUGUUGAUGAAGGUAAAAAAGUAUUUUCCGAAUUCAAUAAAACUAUUGAAGUUAAUAACCCACAAUUAUUCAAAGAAUACUAUUCGUCCGACGAAAGUGGUAGGUUUUCUAUAAAUAUGAAGCUACAUCUUCUCAAAGAUUACACCAGACUUCAAUCGAAAAAGACAUGGUAUUAUUGGAGGACACAAUUGACGAAAAAUUUGAUUUCAGAUUUAAAUAUUAAACAGAAUGAUCUCUUGAAUGAUCGGAAUAUGUUGUUGAGCAAUCUCUCCUCAAUUGAUCAAAUGUAUGAUAGAACGUGUUCGUUAACCGAGUCGCUUUCGCUAAAGUUAAAACAUUUAUUACACCUUGGAGAUCAGUUAUCAAUUCUCUCUGUUCAGGAAAUCGUGAAUCUUAAAAAUCAAUUAGUUAUUAACAAAAGGAACCUUCAUGAAAUAGAGCACGAGCUCACAUCUAAAGUAGAUGAACUUGGAGCAAUAUCUGAUAGAAUUGAGGAAGUGAAUAAAGAAAAAUUGAAAUUAAAUGAAGAACUAAUAAAUCAUGAGGAGACAUUGCGCCAUAAUCGAAAAUAUGAGACAGAAGAAAUAGAACUAUUACAAAUGAAGUUCAAGCUUUUGCAAAAGCUUACAAAUAUGCAAUAUAACCUGCAAGAGGGCUCCACUUUGUACUUACUGUUUGAUUCAGUAGUGGAUAUUCAACUCUCUUUCGAUAAGGAGGAGGGUAAGACGCUGUUCAAAUAUAAGUUAAACAAUCAAACUCUCUCUAGGUCCAACAUAUUUUAUAAAAGUUUGAUUGGUACUUGUUUCGAGCAAUUAAAUAACCAAGAUUAUACUCAGUUUAAGAGCCUUUUCGUCAUGAAGGAGUUAUGGUCCAAACUUAAACAGUUCGAUGAAGAUCUACAUAAGAUAUCUUUCUGCUGUCCAAUAAGCUUUUCUGAAGUCAAAGAUGGUAGGGUAACAUUCAGUAUCAAAUAUGUGAACAUUUCAGAAGAUUUGAAAGCUAUCUUAGACGGAGAACUAGACUUGGCUAAACUACACACGUAUCCGUCUAAUCUCUCCUUAAAGGCGAAGAUAAAGAGAACCAAAGAACCGAUGGAAGAUCACCACAUAGUCUCUUCCAUCGUGAAAGAUUUCGUCUCUAAUAAUCUAGUAACUUUUCAAAACGUAUCUAAUCUUUCUUAUAGCGUUGAAUAG